GCUUUGGGUCUCUCUGCUGGGCACAGCCCAGCCGGCGCACGCGAGAUAUGUACGCAGCGAGCCGUCCAGUUUAGUUUGCUAUUGAGCCCCACAGGCGCACGUUUGUCUGGUCCGCCCGGCGCCUCUGGCUCACCUGGCAGUUAGUUAAACCUCCUGUCCGUGUCUCCAGUCCCUAACGCUCUGAUCUUGCCCCCGCCCCCGAUAUGGACGAGCUCGGGGAGAAGGGAUACCAGAAAUGCAUACUAGACGACUGGGUUGGGGCCUUGGCCAUCUGGGACGAGGCGAUCAGGCGCUUUCCGAAGGAGAAGCGGUUUUACAACAACAGGGCGUUGUGUUACUUUCAUAGGAAAGAGUACAUAAGAGCUUUAGCGGAUGCUCGGUACAUGACCAGUCACUUCCCGGAAUAUAUUCGUGGACAUUUUAGGGAGGGUGAAAUUUUAUGUGCCAUGGGUAGUCACGAUGAGGCUUAUAAAUGCUUUCAGCGUGCCCUAAACCUUAAUCCCUCAUGUACAGAAGCUUUAAAUGAAUUAGCCGAGGUUCAAAUCCAAAUGCUAUGUAAAAAGGGAUACUCCAGGUAUCAAGCGGGCUGUGCAAUGGAAAUAGCCAAAGAUCUCAAAGAAGCAGAAACUAUCCUACAUGCUGGCCUAUUUUCAGCCAGAGAUUCAGAAAAAUACUUUUCAGAAGAUGAAGAUAUAGUACAACCACCACCAAUAGAUCUUCCACCCAGUGCCGACCUACGGGAAGACCCAACCAACCCUAAAAAAUGUUGCUCCCUUUGGGUGGGAAAUAUGACAGAAAAAAUGACUGAUCAGCAAGUAGCAAAUCUCUUUAAAAAAUAUGGAGAAGUGAAGAGUGCCAAACACUGCACAGAGAGAUUUUGUGCCUUUGUUAAUUUUGCUCAUUAUGAAAGUGCAACAAAAGCUAUGAUAGCAUUACAAGGCAAAGAUCUAGCAGGAAACAAGAAAGUAAUUCUUCGAUGGCCUGAUAAAGUCAUUUAUGGCAAAUAAUUUUAAUACCAUUACGUUCAAACGAUGGCAACAUAUCAAAUUAUUGAAAAAGUUAUUUUGAGCAAGGAUGCUUAGCAUGAA
Molecule: messenger RNA, 1088 nt
Organism: Frankliniella occidentalis (western flower thrips)
Lineage: Eukaryota; Metazoa; Arthropoda; Insecta; Thysanoptera; Thripidae
Product: protein no-on-transient A
Exons: 7
Coding region: 204-1007 (267 amino acids)
Molecular function (GO): RNA binding; protein binding
Source: RefSeq, a predicted model, not a curated record